AAAAAAAAUGUGUUAUUUUGUUUAGAUUUUUAUUUAUUUUUAUUUUGAUGUUUUUUAGAAUUUUCCUCAAUUUCCUCAAAAAAUGUUCGAAUAAUUAUAAAUAAAAACCUAAAAUCAUGUCAUCGAUAACUCAAAACCAAUACUUGGCAAUCCGCGACAUUCUACUCCAUUUAGGUUGCCAUGCACCAAGACUCCAAAGACUGAAAACCAAUUUUCAAAGUUUCAUCAACUCGCAGCGAGUCUUUGAAAAAAUCGACAGCCUCAACUACUUGUUUAAAAUUUUAGAAAAACGGGACGUUUUAGGCCCAGAACAUUGGAACAAUUUGGAGCAAAUUAUCCAAGAAGUGGCCCCUGAUAAUUAUGAAAUACAAACAAUUUUGGCCCCAACACCAAUUGAUAGGGAUUUAUCAAAUAGAGUUUUACCACCAGUUUUGCCUGAUCCAGUACAAAGAAUCGACCAAAUGAUCAAAGACUGUAUUGGCAUAAGUUGGCGAGAAUUUGCCAGAGGUUUUUCAAUUCCAGAAGGACGAAUCGUCAAUUUGGAUCAGAAAUACCAAAGGGAUAUUGAGAGAAUCACCCACGAAAUAUUGAGGGUGCACCAUGAAAGGUGCGGGGAUGAUUGGGAGGUUUGGAGGGUGGAUUUACAAAGAGCAUUGAAAUCUGCCAAAAGGCUUGAUUUGGUCGAAGAUAUUGAUGAUAUUUUGACAAGGAAUCCGAUUAGAAGAGUUUAGGUUUAACAGUUAAGAACUGGUUUUGUUAUUAUUUGAAAGAAUAGCAAAUAUUGUGUUCAUUUUUCUUCUUUUUUUUUGUAGAACCAUUUUCUUUCUACUCUCAAAGCUUCUAAGUUUUUUUUUAAGCUGAGUAUCUCCGUUUUUAAUUCUAAUGUAUAAAGUCUAAAAAAGACAUUACAUUUUCAUUUUAAAAUUAGAUUUUAAUGAUACAAUAUUGUGCCAAAGACCCUUUAUAUUGUUUUUGUAGUUUUUUUAUUAUUAUUUGUUGUUUUGACUAUUAUUGUAUUUUAGAAGUUUAGGAUUUCUCUAUUAUUGAAGAAUGACCCAUUAGUACGCUUAUUUUUGUUUUAAAAUGGUGCCAUUUUACUUAUGUGGUUUUUGAAUAAGAAAAAUCACUGAUUUUAGUAAUUAGUUAUGUUCACUUUAUUGCCUAAGUACUUAAAAUAAAAGUUUCUAUGUUUGGUUAAUAAAAUAUAAAAGUGUUUAAUAUAUGGAAACUCCAAAAAAAAAGGCAAAAAAUAACCUGGAAAAAUCUAGUGGGUUACUGUACUGGAGUGCCCUGUACAUUGGAGUUGAAAUAGAGUGAAUUUUUUUCACAUUACUUUGACUCCGAACCAUUGGAGUGAAAAAAUUUAAAGCUGCUUCUCAAUAACCCACUCUGGAACAGUUCAAGAAUGCUCCAAUGCUUCACAAUCACUUUGCACCGUUCGAGAACUUACAGUACAGAUUAAACUAAGUAUAAUAAAAAUUUGAAAAUUAGUGAUUUGCAAGUAGCAAAUUUAGAAUCACAUCGCAAGAAGGUUCGAUUGCUAGUUCAAGCAGAACAAUUC
Messenger RNA from Ceutorhynchus assimilis (cabbage seed weevil), 1561 nucleotides. NCBI's taxonomy places the organism in Eukaryota, Metazoa, Arthropoda, Insecta, Coleoptera, Curculionidae. The record is from the annotation of a GenBank genome assembly.